GGUGUGCAUAGCAGUUAGUGAGUACUACCACCACCACAACACUAAUUAUUGAGCAUCAUUCUUGUCAUCCUCACCACCGUCGUUAUUGCACCAAACCAGCCCCAGUCGUUUCACACCAGCGCUUAUAUUCGGCUACAUUCCUCCGUACGAGACGCGGGGAGAAGAAGCACAGACAGAGACAUACCUUGACACGCCUGCGGCGGGGUCGUCACGAGGCACAGAGGAGAGGAGUAGGAAGAGGAGGAAGAGGCUGCUACGAAAUAUCAUUUAAUCCUCUAGUACCCUCGCUGGCACUACUGCCGGCCGUAGUGGCCCCCUUUUCGCCAGUAUGGCCAUGUUUGAACGGCGUUCGUCCAUGGAAGAUCUGAAUCGAUGGCGGACCCAGUCCCCCUCCGGCUCCGAGCGACGAAAGCUCUCCUUCAAUCCCGUCGGAGAGUGGUCCGACCCAGCGACACAAAUCAAUCCUCCCGUGGCUGCAAUCGAGGUUAGCAAGAGCAAGCGAAUCGCCCAGGUGGUGGUGGCGGUAUUGUACUGCUUGACCGCAGCAGGAGUCGUGUUUGGAUUCGCGGCCAUCAAGCCCGUCUUCAUCGACGAGGGAGUAUACCGAGACUCGUGUACGGCGGAGGAGCGGGAUGCAGAUGUCUGGGUGUGCUAUGGACAAGAGCUGCGGUUGAACUUGAUGUUCACUGUCGCUGCCGUCUCCACCAACGUGUGUGCGUUGCCGGUAGGCUGGGUGCUCGAUCGCUUUGGCCCGCGCAUCGCCAGUAUAAUGGGCUGUAUAUUCCUGUUGGUGGGAGCCCUCUUUCUCGCGUUUGCAGCGGACUUGUCGCAUGCCUUUGAUGCCUACAUUCCCGGCUAUCUCUUCCUCGCACUGGGAGGGCCAUUCGUCUUCAUCUCCUCCUUUCAGCUGAGCAAUACCUUCCCACAGCACUCCGGCCUCAUUCUCGCCCUCCUCACGGGAGCCUUUGACACGAGUAGCGCCGUCUUCCUGCUCUACCGCCUCCUCUACCAGCACACCAAUGCGGCCUUUAAUACCAAAAAGUUCUUCUUGCUGUACCUGAUUGUCCCGAUCCUGAUCUUGAUCGCACAGCUCACCAUCAUGCCGGGCGUAUCCUACAAGACAGUCGGCGAGCUCGUCGAACAGGUCGAAGAUCCUACCCACGACAUUCACGAUUCCGACUCGGACAUCUCAGAUGACUACGAGCGCGUCACUCGUCAGACCUCCCGCCGCGAACACCGCGAAACCAUCGCCACGGAGAUUGACAGCCUGCUGGGAUCCAAGGAUGCCGCGCAGACCAUUACCAAGCAAGAAGAAGCGAAAGCGCAGACUUCUGGCGUCUUUGGGGCCAUGCAUGGCAAAACCGUCCUGCAACAGAUUGGGAGCCCCUGGUGGAUUCUCAUUACCGUCUUCACCGUGGUGCAAAUGCUCCGCAUCAACUACUUUGUAGCCACCGUACGGACGCAGUACGCGGAGAUGUUCCACUCGUAUGCCAAAGCGGUCCAGGUCAACGACUUCUUCGACGUCGCCUUACCGCUGGGAGGCGUCAUCUCCGUCCCCUUCAUCGGCUACGUACUCGAUCACACGAGCACGCCGUUUACUCUCGGUCUUCUCGUGACCAUUGCAACUGCCAUCGGUGCCUUUGGUCUAGUCGAGAGCAUGUGGGCAGCCUACGCCAACAUCAUCCUAUUUGUCGUCUAUCGCCCAUUGUACUACACCGCCGUCUCCGACUACGCCGCCAAAGUAUUUGGAUUCCAGACAUUCGGAAAAGUCUAUGGAGCCAUCAUCUGUCUAGCAGGACUGUUCAACUUCACGCAAGCCGCACUCGACGCAGCCACGCACAAGACAUUCCACAACGACCCCCGGCCCGUCAACGCGAUUCUGCUCGGAGUCGCGCUGACCGUCGGCAUCGUGCUCGUCACGUAUGUGUGGCGCAAAAGUGUUACAUUGCAGAAAGACUUGAUCAAAGAGGAGGCGGAAGAGGCUCGAGAGAGGCUCAUGCCGGGAGCCAAUGGAAUGGAUGUAAAUCGACCGCAUGGACACGAGACGUAUGGCACUGCAUGAUGAGACUGUAGUAGUACAUGUAGUAUCUCACAUGCAUAUAAAAAAAGGGCCAUGGGUGGGGAGAAUCAUAAAAAAGUUUUUCUUCUUUUUGAGCAAGGCGUUGGUGGGCAGGUAAUCCAAUAGUAAGUGUCCCGACAAAUACAAAAGGUAUUACUCC
This is a messenger RNA of Sphaerulina musiva SO2202, 2219 nucleotides long. RefSeq names its product MFS general substrate transporter. The coding region runs from base 329 to 2062 and encodes 577 amino acids. Gene Ontology annotation, biological process: transmembrane transport. Lineage: Eukaryota; Fungi; Ascomycota; Dothideomycetes; Mycosphaerellales; Mycosphaerellaceae. The record is from RefSeq and is a predicted model, not a curated record. Gene Ontology annotation, cellular component: fungal-type vacuole membrane. Gene Ontology annotation, molecular function: transmembrane transporter activity. The transcript has a single exon.